UUUAGGUUUAAGAUUACAAGGUUUAGUGUCACACUAUUGUUAAGAAUUCUUCCAGAAUGAUGCUGUGCAUCAGCUUUGUUGCUGCUGUUUGGGUACACGUGGUGUUUGGUGUUGGAGAGAGAACUCAAGCCGGUUACAAGGAGGAAAUUGUAUUUCCGGAAAGACUGAACUCCAGCUUCCGCCAAGAUCAGCCAGACUGGAAUGGAAAUGGUUUUGAGGGACCCUCUGAAAGUCACCUGCUUUUUCGAUUUCGUGCCUUUGGUGAAGAGUUUGUCUUGGAUUUAGAGAAGGACCCCAGUUUCCUCUCUGAAGAUUUAACAGUACAGUAUUUGGGCAGAAAUGGACAAUCUGAUGCCAACGGUCUCUCGGAAACUGGCAGCGGCUACUUUACUGGAGCAGUGAAUUCAGAUCCAGAGUCCAUUGCAGCAGUGAAUUACAAUGGGGCAUCCCUCAUUGGGGUGCUGCAAUAUCGGGGAGCUGAAUUUCACAUUCAGCCAUUGGAAGGGGGAGGCCAAAACAGUGCUGAAGGUGUGGGGGCACAUGUGAUCCGGAGAAAAGUGCCAGAGCAGACCAAUGGACCUAUGUGUAAUGUGGGACCACAAGUUUCUGUAAGAGUUACUGGGGAUACAGAAAACACCAACCAAGCUGGAAAGUACCAACAAACAGCUAAAAGAUCUAAGAGAUUUGCAUCAGUUCCUCGCUAUGUAGAGACCUUGGUGGUGGCAGAUGAGACCAUGGCCAAAUUUCAUGGAGCAGGCCUCAAGCGUUACUUGUUGACUGUUAUGGCAGCUGCGGCAAAGUUUUUCCGCCACCCUAGUCUGAAGAACCCAGUGAAUGUGGUUGUUACACGUUUGGUUGUAAUAGGGGCAGCAGACAAAUCCAACACUUAUGGUGGUCUGAAGAUGACUACACAUGCAGCAGAGAUGUUGAGGAACUUCUGUGAGUGGCAGAAAGGAUUGAAUAAACCUAAUGACUCUGAUUCAGAGCACUUUGACACAGCAAUACUCUUCACCAGACAGAAUCUGUGCGGUGUGUCCACUUGUGACACAUUGGGAAUGGCUGACGUUGGUACUGUUUGUGACCCAUCAAGAAGCUGCUCCAUAGUAGAAGAUGAUGGAUUACAAUCUGCAUUUACAGCCGCUCAUGAGCUUGGCCAUGUGUUUAACAUGCUCCAUGAUAACUCCAAGCCCUGCAUAGAACUGAACAGACCAUCCAGCAACACAAGGCACAUGAUGGCGCCUGUCAUGUCAUAUGUUGAUCCUGAGGAAUUAUGGUCACCUUGCAGUGCCAAAUUCAUAACCGACUUCUUAGAUAAUGGACAUGGUCAUUGCCUUCUUGAUAAACCACGAACUCCUCUUCGCUUACCAGUGCCCUUCCCGGGUAAUGAUUAUGACUCCGACCGCCAAUGCCAACUAACAUUUGGACCUGAUUCACGCCACUGUCCCAACCUGCACACCCCUUGCUCUUCCCUGUGGUGUACAGGGAGAAUUGAUGGACAUUUCAUGUGCCAAACCAAGCAUUUCCCAUGGGCAGAUGGCACUCAGUGUGGAGUGGGAAAGACCUGCAUGAAUGGACGUUGUAUCAGUAAAGUUGAGAUGAAAGCCUUCAAUAUACCUACAAAUGGUGGGUGGGGAUCUUGGGGCCCCUAUGGAGAAUGCUCUCGAACAUGCGGAGGUGGUGUUCAGUUCUCUCACCGUGAGUGCAACAAACCUGUGCCUCGAAAUGGGGGGAAGUAUUGUGAAGGAAAGAGGACCCAAUAUCGCUCAUGUAAUACUCAGGAGUGUCCAACUGGCAAUGCAAUGACUUUCCGUGAGCAGCAGUGUGCUGUUUACAACCAUAGAACAGAUCUCUUCAAAGGCUUCCCUUCACCAAUGGAUUGGGUGCCAAGAUACAGCGGAAUUGCCGAGAAAGAUCAGUGCAAGCUCACCUGCCAAUCACGACCUCUAGGAUACUACUACGUAUUAGAGCCAAGGGUGUCAGAUGGUACUCCUUGCUCCCCUGACACCACUUCAGUAUGCGUCCAAGGUCGAUGUGUUCAUGCAGGUUGUGACCGAGUUAUUGGAUCAAAGAAGAAGUUUGAUAAGUGCAUGGUUUGUGGUGGAAGUGGAUCUACCUGUACGAAGACCUACGGUUCUUUUACAAAGCCCCGAUAUGGAUAUAAUGAUGUGGUUACAAUCCCAGCUGGAGCCACUAAUAUAUUGAUUCGUCAGAACAGUGGAUCAUCUUCCACCAGUGACGGAGUCUACCUGGCUAUGAAGAGGCAGGAUGGUUCAUUUGCCUUGAAUGGAAACUACAUUCUGGUGCCAUCAGAACUCGACGUCAACGUGGGUGGAGGAAUGACAGUACGUUACAGUGGUGCUACUAAAGCCAUGGAGACCAUUGUAGGACGAGGUCCUCUAAAAGAGUCUUUGACCAUUCAGGCACUAGUGGUCAGUGACCAACGGGCACCAAGGCUAAAAUACACCUUUUUUGUUCCCAAGCCCUCUACACGCUCAGUCAAUCCCAAAAAAACUACAGAAGACUGGAUGAAAAGGAGAGCCCAAAUCUUGGAAAUUUUGAGGAAGACCAGAAAUAGCCACAAGUGAUCCUGGGAAAUGGCAGACUUAAGAACUAAACUGUCUCAUUUAGAGGCAGGAAUACACAUUGACCUAAUUUAUAUUGGGUAAUAAUAGAAGAUGUUGUGGAAUCAGUAAUGAUCAUUAUAAACAAGGCUAACCUACAGCAUGCUAACACUGAAAAUGCCAAAAAUGAGUCAUCAGUUGGGCUAUUUCUCAAAGACUCAGAAGACAUGCUGACUCAUAAUGGUGGUACAGACUUAUAAUGAUGAUGGGAGAUAUAAACUAGGGCAGACUUUGUAGUAAAUUGACUUAUUUGUGUAUAAUAAGCCUCUGCUGUUGGCAGGUCCAGCAAUUGUGGCUUUAUCCAAAUGUUAUCUUGAACGUUUUUGUUCAUGAUAUUACACUUUUUUUUUCUCUGGAUGAGCUUUGGAUGUUUGGAUGUCAGAGUCGCCAUUGGGGAAUGACUAUAAAAAGCUUGAUGCUCCUAUUGAAUAAUGGAGCAGCUCACUUGAGCACUUAGUUAUAAAGGGUUAGAAACAUCAAACCUACAGGACAAAAUGGGGGAGGCGAUGCUUUCUCUUGGACUAAAAGUAGGGUCUGGACACCCAAACUAUUUAAUAUGGACAAUAGAAAUAAAUCAGUGAGGUCACUAAGCAAUGGUUAAGAAGUGUUAGGAGCUAUCCACAAAAGCACUGAUGUGGAAGAUGGAUAAUGUAAAAUGUGUUUUGUGAAGAGUUCCUCAAGCAUGCUUUGGAGCAUGAGUUGAUACUGAAGUAGGGUUUUCCUCAAAAUUUUAUUAAAAGGUCUUUGUAAUACA
Bombina bombina (fire-bellied toad) is the source of this 3375-nucleotide messenger RNA. RefSeq names its product ADAM metallopeptidase with thrombospondin type 1 motif 4 (gene ADAMTS4). The coding region runs from base 57 to 2585 and encodes 842 amino acids. Gene Ontology annotation, biological process: extracellular matrix organization; proteolysis. The transcript has 9 exons. Gene Ontology annotation, molecular function: metalloendopeptidase activity. The record is from RefSeq and is a predicted model, not a curated record. Lineage: Eukaryota; Metazoa; Chordata; Amphibia; Anura; Bombinatoridae. Gene Ontology annotation, cellular component: extracellular matrix.